AGAAAAUAAUAGAGGCUUACAAUUGUCUAGAGGAUAUAAUAGCCUCUGCGCAACCACCGUCAACAAAAAUCGAUAAAAGCAAGCGCCAUUUUGAUUCACCUGUAAUUUCUACGUAAUUUAUGUAUAUAGAUGUUAUAUGGACACGGCUUAUCUGUACAUACGCGCCAUCUUAAAUGUAUUGCUCAUCAGACACCUGUUUUCCCGAAUGGUUUUUGUUCAUUAAAGGUUCUGAAUUAUAUACCAAACAGGACGUUUUUUUCCAGAAUUAGAAAGCUUAACUAAGGAGUAUGCAGAAGGAGAUGCCCCCUCCUGCCUACGCGGCACACCCGCCGCAGUAUGGGCACCCAUCGACCCACUAUGGGCAGCCCCCGCCGGUGAUCACCGCCCCUCAACCGGCUUAUAACCCCUACCCCUCUCCUAAUAACAACAUGACGAUGAACAACACAGUCACUGUUCCAACGGGAGGAUAUUCGCACGGUGGAGGAACUACUAUUAUCAGGACCCAGAGAGGCAAUAAUGGUUCUUGUUGCGCUGGUCAUCUCCCAAACUUCAAUGAUAUGGCGGGCAAGACCACGGGUCUUAUCAUGCUAUCCGGUGGGGUCAUUACCAUCAUCGUAAUAACAAUAUCUUUGAUCGUGAGGAGCGGCUACGAAGUCGGGGGACUCGGUGCGAGCAUCGGAGCUGCCAUCUUUCUAUACAUCCCAACCGGUAUUCUUGGCGUAUGCUCCCACGGGAAGUCGUCGUGUGUGGUGACAGCAUUUCUGAUCAUGUGCAUCUUGACAGCGCUUGAGGCCUUUGCGAUGACUGCUUAUGAAGGGGUAGCAGCAGGCCUCCUCUCGUAUGAUUACAUCUGCGAAUGGUUUUUCUGUUACUGGGAACAAAACUCGGUGGUCGUUGCCAUGCAUGUUAUCGCCUGCAUCAUCGCUUUCGUCAUCUUCAUCGCUGCCAUCGUCGGAUCCGGGUAUUCAUGCGCGGGAAUGAAUGGUGCCGUGGGCGACGUCCCGGCGACCAUGGUUGUGACCCAUCAUCCUGUACAACCAACAGUGCAGGCGACUACCACUACACACACCAGCUCUACAUAUGGAGGAAGUCACACAGCAACGAGCACUACAUACUACUAACCCAAUCAACAUCGUUUGCGAAACGGAAAACAAGAAAAGAAAACAAAUUAUCGUGUAUUUUUUUAUGGAACAAUCUGAGGUUGUGAAACUUAGUACAUCACAUCGUUCGAAAGAGAACAGGGCGAAUUUUUGCAUGAUUUUAAAGGUUUGUUGGUAUUUCAAACAAAAACAAAUGUAUUUGUUUUAUACGAUUUUAAAACCAGUUUUAUCAUUCAUUAUUUUGGUACCAUUAAUUUUAUAGUAUGCUUCGAUGAACAGAAGGGAUUUUGUCUACGAGAGAGUGGAAUUUAAAAUUGAAACUGAAUUUUGCAUUAUUCAUUGAAAAGGAAUAUUUUUAUUGAAAAUGUAAUUUUUAUUGAAAUCCCUUUGAUAUGUGAAUAAGUCUUUGAUUUCAUUUUUUUAUCUUUUGAAAAAAAAAGCAAAUAAUUGUAUAUCGUGCUGUAUAUAAGGAACGGUAUAAAAGCCUAUGGGGAUUUCCAGUUCCAUAGAGGCCAUAUUGUAAAUAUCAUAUAUAUAAAACUUAUAUUGUAAAUUCCUGCGUGCUAUCAAAAUGAAGUGUUCUUACAUCAUGUUACAAGAAAUCCGUUACUACUAUCGUCGGGUUUCAAAAAGCCUUUGCAUGUAUUUCGGAAAUAAAAGGGUUUAACAGCGCAUGUGCGCCCCACUCAUCUGUCAUUUUGGAUAUAACAGUCAUCAAGAUGUCUCGAUACAUUUUUUUAGAAAGUAACUUGUAUGGAGCUCUGUUGCAUGUUAUAUUUAAAAUACAUGGAGUUCUUCCGUUUUCUUAUUGACAAAAACAUCAUACAUGUAUUUUUACCAUGGCAGGCAGAGAAUAGUGUAAAGCUAGAAAAUAAACUAAAAGUUUUUUUUUCUGAAUUCCGUCCAAAAUUCAAGUCUAUCGUAAUAAUGUAUCAUUUUGUACAUAAACGGUAUGCUCUUUUCAAUGCUGUUUCGAUUGUGUGGACUAUUGUUUAUAGACAUCUAUUAAAGGCUUCUUUGAAAUAAAA
Molecule: messenger RNA, 2128 nt
Organism: Lytechinus pictus (painted urchin)
Lineage: Eukaryota; Metazoa; Echinodermata; Echinoidea; Temnopleuroida; Toxopneustidae
Exons: 8
Coding region: 288-1121 (277 amino acids)
Source: RefSeq, a predicted model, not a curated record